Eremomyces bilateralis CBS 781.70 is the source of this 4622-nucleotide messenger RNA. RefSeq lists its product as uncharacterized. The transcript has 3 exons. Gene Ontology annotation, molecular function: transcription cis-regulatory region binding; RNA polymerase II general transcription initiation factor activity; chromatin binding. NCBI's taxonomy places the organism in Eukaryota, Fungi, Ascomycota, Dothideomycetes, Eremomycetales, Eremomycetaceae. The coding region runs from base 241 to 4296 and encodes 1351 amino acids. Gene Ontology annotation, cellular component: transcription factor TFIID complex. Gene Ontology annotation, biological process: transcription initiation at RNA polymerase II promoter. The record is from RefSeq and is a predicted model, not a curated record.
AUGCGAGAUAUCUGAGUUCCCACCAGGUUCAGACGAACUCGUCUGCUCACCAGCAGUUGUCCCUUUUCAAGCCAUUUCACCUACUAUAUCCUCGUUGUGCUCACCCUCACCAACGUUCCUGACUGCCUCAAUCAGCACCUCCGCAAUCCAAUCCGCAUCACACUCCUGCCUCACCAACCGUCGAGAACGAUGAGAACCAACAGACCUCACACUUACCAAGACUAAUCCUCCACUGCAAUGAUGGCUUCGGCCACCGACGAACGCAAAUCCUCAUCCGGCGAAACCUCUCGCCCUCCCCUCCCUCCUCCCGAAUACCUCGUCCAAUCCCAAACCAUCGACCUCGACAUCGACCUCCUCCGCCAACGCAUCCAAGGCCGCGCCGAACUCGCCGUUCAACCCCAGAAAGACCAUCCAGGUCCCAUCCCCCUCAACUUCCGCAGCGGCACCAUCAAAGCCAUCACCGUUAACGGCGUGCGCGCCACCUACACGCACGCCGACCCGUUCGCAAACCUCCGCGUCCGCCGCCGCAACGUCUCGCACCACGACCGCAUCCGCGACGACCUGGGGGUCGCGCUGGACGAGCCGCUUGAGCCGCAGGUGCAGAUCAAGAUCCCGAAGGGGGUGCGGUUCGAGAAGACGCGGUUCGGGACGCCGGGGGAGAGGGGGAAGCUGAAGCUGCUGAGCGUGGCGGAUGCAUUUCUCGGGCAUGAAUUGCCGAUGGGCAAAGAUGCGACCACGACGUAUGAGCCGGUGAAGGUGGUGGUGCAGUAUGAGAUUACGGAUUGCAGGGAGUGCAUGCAUUUCGUGGGGGUGGACGAGAACGACAGUCGGUUCCCGCAUGCGUACACGCUCAAUUCGCCUUAUCCCGGGUCGGCGUCGACCCUCUUUCCCUGCAUUGACGGGUUCGACUCGCGAUCCCUCUACAAUGUUUCCGUCCGCGUUCCUCGAACCGUUGGGGAUCUGUUCUCCGGCGCGGGGAAGAUCGGAGACGAGCUGGCGGCCAAUUUGACUGAGGAAGAGAAGGGUAUGGAGAUGGCGGUGCUGGGUUCCGGGGACUUGACAGACGAGAUUGUCGAUGCGGAAGAUAAAUCGCAUAAGACGUUCUCGUUCAAGUGUGAUAUGCCAAUCACCGCCCGGCAUUUCGGAAUUGCAGUUGGUCCGUUCGAACAUGUGGAUCUUGCGGAGUACCGGGAGAGCGAACAGGAUGAGCGUCUGGGUGACAGUGCUGUUCAUGUGCAUGGUUUCUGUCUUCCCAAUCGGAGCAAGGACUUGCGGAAUACUUGCCUGCCUAUCGCAAUGAGCAUCGACCACUUCACACAGAAAUACAGCACCUUCCCAUUCAAGACCUACAAGAUGUGCUUUAUCGACGACCUCGACGUAAACGUGGCACAUACAGCAAGCCUCUCGAUUUGUAGUUCGAGACUGCUAUUUCCUGAGAAGAUCAUUGACACUAUGGACGACGUGACUCUCGCCCUCGUGCAUGGGGUUGCCUGUCAAUGGGCGGGAAUCAUGGUCGUUCCGAAAACCCCACUAGACGCAUGGGUUACCGCUGGCGCUUCGAUGUACAUGGCAUUGCUCUUCAUGCGCGAGCUGUGGGGGAGGAACGAAUACCGAUUCCGUCACAAAGACAUGAUCGACAAGGUCUUUGAAAUGGACGUGAAUCGACAGUCCCUCGAAAAUCUUGGCCCCCUUCUCUCACUCGAUCCCUCCGAAGCGGAGUUCAUGAAUAUGAAGGCUCCAUUGGUUCUUUACAUCUUGAAUAAUCGUAUCAUCAAAGCCAUGGGCCGCAAUGGCGUCGACCGUAUCCUCUGGAAGACGUUCACUCAGGCAUUGUCAGGCACGGGACCCGAAGCCUCCAUCACCACCGAGGCGUUCCGGAAGAUCUGCGAGCGAGUCGGACACAUGAACUUCGAGGUCUUCUUCGGUCAGUGGGUCCAAUCGUCGGGGUGUCCCAAAUUCUACGUCGGGCAGAAGUUCAACAAGAAGAAGCUGGUGGUCGAGUUGACGUUCCGACAGAACAACGGAUUAGCCAGCGUGGAUCAAUCAUUUACGGCCGAUUCGUUGACGCGCAAGUUUAAAGAAGCGGCGACGGGCGUCCCGAGUACCCAGACACCAUCACUCUUUACAGGACCGAUGACGGUGAGAAUCCACGAAGCGGAUGGGACGCCCUACGAGCAUAUCGUGGAAAUCAAGGAGAUGGUUACGAGAAUCGAUAUCCCCUACAACACCAAGUACAAACGACUGAAGCGGAGUAAGCGACAGAAAGAGCGCGCCGCGAUCAAUUCCGGUGUGGACGUUGCUGAUGCGCAAGAUGACGUUCUCGUGUACUGCCUUGGUGACGUGCUGCAGACCGAGGACGAAGUUCAGGAUUGGAGUCUCGUUGAUUGGUCCCGAGAAGACGAGAUCAAGAUGGGCGAGGAGUCGUACGAAUGGGUUCGUGUGGACAAAGAUUUCGAGUGGAUCGGCGAGAUCCAAUUCAAUCAGCCGCAUUACAUGUUUGUUUCCCAGCUACAGCAAGACCAUGACGUUGUGGCACAGGUCGAGGCAUUGAAAUACCUGGACAAACAACAGCCCUUCCCUAUCAUCUCUACCAUUCUCGUCCGCACCCUCAUGGACACGCGAUACUACUACCGGAUUCGCCUGCAUGCCGCCAGGUCCCUUGUCAAGUGCGCCACCGACACCAUAAACUGGGUCGGCUUAGAACAUCUCGAGAAAGCAUAUCAAGAGCUCUUCUGCAUCCCCGGCUCUGGAUUACCUCGACCGAAUGACUUCUCUCAGCGUGAAAACUACGCGAUUCAGUGCGAGAUCAACAAGGCCGUCUCGACCGUCAAAGACAGCUCGGGCAAGUCCACGCCGCGAGUCAAGCAGUUCCUACUGGAUAAAUUGAAGUUCAAUGAGAACUCAGAGAACCCGUACUCCGAUGUCUUCUAUGUUUCCAUGCUGUUAAGCGCCUUGACCGAAACUCUUCUGGUCAAACAGGAGCGUGGGCAAUCCUCAUUCACCUUCGAAGACGAGGACGAGGAUAAUGAGAUGGCAUUUGUUAAAUUCGUUCUUGGUGAGCUCGAAAGAUAUCGACGGAUUGACGAGUGGGUGCCGUCGUUCCACAACAUCUACUCCACUACCACCUUGGAGUGCCUGGCGAAACUCGUCCAACACAAGGUCGUCAACCUAAAAGGCGCCGAAUUCUUUCAGUACACCCGGCCGAGCAACUGGGGCGAGGUGCGCCUCAAAGCAUUCGAGGCACUGAUUGACGUGGGCCUUCUGCAAGCGCCAGGCGUUCUCUCUUUCCUACUCUACUCAUUCGAAUCCGAGAAAUCUCCAUACAUGAGACGACGACUCUGGAGUAUUUUCGAACGAGGCAUCUCAAAGGUUGCGCUGGGCGAGUUCCGCAAGGAACCCGAAAAGCCGGCAACAAACGGUCUCAUUGUCGAGGGAGAUAGCAGUGCGCAGACCCAGCGACAGGUCCAGAAGCAGCGCACCACCGAAGUUGGGGGAGCGUUGGACGCGCUUAGAAAGGAGCUUAGCAACAACGAGUCACUACGAACGGCACUCACCGGCAUCCUGCGCUCAAACAGCCUCACCCUCCAAGAAUACUCCGCGGUCCUUGACAUCUGUAACCUCCUCUACGAGCCCGUUAAAGGCGGCCUUAUCGUCAAGCUCCGCUACCCCCGCUUCUGGCGUUGUGAAAACCUCGGCGAUGGCAAGCUGCGUUUCUACAACACCUCCCGAAUCCGCACCACCAAAACCCCCAAAUGGAAACCCAUCGCUCCCGCCAUCCCACGCCUCUCCAUCAAAACCUCCAUCUCGAAACCCGCACCCGCACCCGCGCCCGCGCCCGCGCCCGCACCGGCACCCGCACCGGCACCCGUACCCGCCUCCCGCCCCGCCCCGUCCCCCACCGACUCUCGAAAACGUCGCCGCAGCAGCACCGCCGAAGACGAUGCCCCCCUCAUGAGCACCAAAGCCGCCCGCGAGACCCCCGUCCAGAAACGCACCCCGCUCCUCAAGCUGAAGACGAAGCUGCCGGAGCCCGCGACCCCACCGCGGAAGAUCUUGAAGCUGAAGCUGCCGAGCGGCGGGUUGCGGCGGUUUCAGGAGUCGUUGCAGGUGCCACAGCAGCCGGCGAGCGACAGGCUUGAGGCGACGCCGUCGACGGUGAAGUCGGCGAGUCCGGCAGUGGGGGCGCCGGCGGCGGAGCAGGAGUCGGUGAAUGGGAAGAAGUCGCCGCAGACGCCGAUGGGGGGGCCGUUGAAGCGGGUGAUUUCUUUCAAGACGAAGUUUUCGGGGAAGCCGUGAUUUCAGAUACGGUUGACCGACUGACUCAGGGGGGACUAUAUCAACACGAGUCUGGGUCCAUUGGAGAAACGGGCCACAUUUGCGUUUUUGUGUUUUUCAGCUAAAAGCGUUCGUAUUAUGCAUAGCGUGAUGGAGUUCCUUUAUUUUCGGCUCGACGGGUUUCAGCAUAUGGUAUGGGAAUGGGCAUUUAUAACGGACGCGGGCGCGCGAAUGGCGUCAGGCGGGAUACCACAGGGCACAGGUACUUCGGUACAGGAAAAGGGCUUUCUGUACAUUAUCCGGACACUAAAAGGAACAGCAAUAUGUAAGUUGCAAACCAUGAUCGC